CUGCUAAGGCUUAAUAGUGACGUGGUGGAUAAAACUCGUUAAUCUGCAUAUCUAGCUAUUAGUAUCUAGUCACAUCUGACUAAACUCACAGAUCGUCAUCCUUGCAUUUAUUUCAAUGAUAAUUAGGACACUGGCAGCUGAACGGCGACAAUAGAAGAUCCAAAAAAACCGCAAAUAGUCGCCUAGGAUCGAAAUGGAUUUUCCCUCUCCCAAGCUACAGCCAAAGUAACGAUCAUUCGAACGCUUCGGGGUGAAUUCUGAUUGAAGGGAAAAAUCUUCCGCUAUUUUGGGAAGAAAUAGAAAAAAAUCGUCCGCUUUCUCGCCAAGUUUGGAGAUUUUCGAUCGAUCGCUGGUUGCAUGCGCUAGUUGAGUGUCAAUUAUGGCUUACAGUAGUAGCUGGAAACGAAUGAAAAAAGUGUUUUCGUGGGGAAAGAAGAAUCGGAAUUCUCAGCCACCACCUCCCACACCUUAUAACGACGAACUUACAUCAUCACCAGGUAAUAUGCCUGUUUUUUCUUCACCGCAAAACAAAACUGUUCUAAUAUUUGCUCUAGCUUCUAGGCUUUUAGUUUACUUACGUUAUUGCAUUACCGAAAUCUAGCUCUAUGACAGAUUUUGAAAUCACAAGGCCUUCUGGUUUCGUGGUUAAUUUUUUUGGUCAGUUUGAAAUCCUCUUUUGGUCAGGCAACCAGUUGAUUUUGCAGGAGUUGCACUCAAAAUUGCCCCUUGUCUUUAUCAAGAUAAAGGCCUACAAAAACAACGAUGGUUUUAUAUACCAAGUACACUGAACCUAGAUACAUGCUCAAAUUUUAGAAGACUGAAUUAUCCACAGCCCACAGGCUGAAAUAUAUAUAUAUAUAUAUAUAUAUAUAUAUAUAUUUUUUUUUUUAAGCGAAUAUUGCUGUCAAAAUGUCGUUAUUUUCAAUUCAACGUUCUUAUUUUCUCGAGUUUUUUAAAAGAAAAGACAAACAUGUUUCCUGCGGUGUUGAAAACUUUAAGAUAUUAAUUCUAUGGAGUAGACAAAAAUUCUACUUGAAGUCUUAAUGUCGUUUGAAGCAGCCGGCCAUUUUGGCUUGUAUAUGUCUAAUGUGCACAAGGCCGAUUCCGUUGGUAAACAUGACAGAUAUAUUAAUUUAAGGCCACGCACAGCCAAGCGUAGACAGUUUAUUCUGUUGUUUUAGUGAAAGCAUAUUUUAUUCCUACAGUGUAUAAUGUAGUGGUGACUCUGUGGUCGUUCAUUUGGCUGUUCUGCGCGCCUCAAAAUUUUUGUUGAGAAUAUUGAGAUUAAAAAGCGACGCACGAACAAAUUUUUAGUGAAUUUUGACUUAAAAGAUUGUCUUCUGACUAUUAUAACCCUGAAAUAUAAACACAUUCAAUUCUUCAAGAAAUACAAUGUUUUCGUUACGUUUCUGUCGGUGGUUUGAGGUUUAAAAGAGAUCAGCUGCGUAAGAGAGUUUAGACUUAAACUUAAAAGUCCAGCUGCGGUACUUUUAAGCGAUACAAGUCACAAAAAUGGUAUAUGGACUUUAAGAAUAUAAUUAAGUCAAAUGGUCGAAAAUUCGACCGCUUACGCCCAGUGAGGUCUUUGUUAGAUGGUGAUAGUAGAGUGAAAAAACCGUACUUUAGAAUUUUUAUUGAUAAAGGACCUGAUUUCGCUUACAAAAAGACAAAUUCUGUUCCGCAAAUGAAAUUAUGUAGCAGAUCAUUUACCCGCCUCAGAAAAAAAAAACAUUUAACAGCGUCGUCCAUUCCUUUUAUAACCUAUAGUCGCGUAUUUGGUUAAUAAAUUCUCUCGUCAAAAUUGACAAGCAGGACAAUUAUUCUGACAAGUCAUCUUUAGAUUUCAAACGGAAUAUUUUUUAUUAUAAGUCGUUGGGCUGUAAUUUGCAUUAAAGUUUCUUUUGAAAUUUUUUUUUGACAGCCUGCCGCGGGCCGCCUCGCCGCUCACGUCUUUUAAAUGUUGAUAAGGUCACUUUCAUUCCGCUAAAACGUUUGCGGCAUGUUCAUUUCGAUUCUGUUACUGAAUCGGAACCAUACUUCGAGAAAGGCUUCCAUCGAUAUAUUAAAUCUAACCUCAUAGACAAUAUAUUUCGAUGCGAGCAAUUUCACCGACAAUAGGUCCUUAAAGAGAACAAUUUACAUCUUGAAAAUGUCGAGAUUAAAAUUCAGACAGAACUCUUGCGGUAACCAUUGGUAACCGCGGAAUUUAGCCGUGAGUGAACUGAAAGAGAUUCAAAACAAUGGAGAUUAAAGUGGCCUAUCUGGCCUGUUUUGAAUACAAAAAAAUUCAACACGUAAGAGUUCGGAAGGCGAUAAUUUGAAAUAUGUGCUAAAGACUCACGCCAUUGACUGAAAAUUAUUGUUCUUUGGAUAAUACAUUAUCUUGAAAUAUUGUUCGACAUAAGAACAUAUUUGCCAGCAAAGAUAAACUGAAUUUGGCAUUUUAUUGGUAAAAUGAGCAAGGGUAAUGUUUUGUGCUACCAAGGAAACCCAUUUCAAAGUAAACAAACUGCAGUCGAAGAAGAUGAUUGGCUAUUUUGUAAAACCCACUGAUCUCAUUGGCUACCAGCAAAGGCUGCCUUGUCUUGAAUGACGUUUACCGCCAAAGCUACACGCAGGCGCAUUGACUGCGUAACUAGGAUCUUUCCGCAAUUGAACUUUAAGCUCACAACAGCGCCAGCUCGUAAGUGAUAUGAGGGUUAAUGUGUAAAGCUUGAAAACAGAUCGUUGUGUUUGAUGUGGAAGUAUUAUUUUGGGAAAUUUGGAUAUGGAAAUGGAAUUGGAAAUACCCGGUGGUUUGACGGAUUUGCUGCAAGAGUUUACUUACCAAGUUUUGUCAGAGAAGCCUGACGAUAUCGUUGAGUUUGCAGCCAAUUACUUCAUGAAACUUAAAAUAAAAGAGAAGCGCUCAAAGGACGGAACGAAAAAGAAGUCGAAAGGUGUCAGCUUUCAUGCUGAAGAGAACGGUGGUGACAAUUCUGACGACGAGGACGACGAAGAAGAUAUAGGUAUAUACUGUGUAGAAGUCAAUCAAUCAUCAUUUUGAUCAAGCGAGCUAUCUGACAACGAAGUCCCGAAACUCCGGAAGGAUUUCAAGAACUCUCCAGGCGUUUAUUUCAUCAGCUCAUUGCUCUUUUUGUUAAUAUGACUUUUGUCUCAUUAGUUAUGGCAUGAUUGUCAGGUGAAAGAGUUAUCUUUGUUUACAACCUGUGGUUUGUACGUGCUGUAGUUUAACUCAAUGCACAGCGACUACCUUUUUAUGCUUUUAUUUUCAUUGUCACCAAUGAAAUAAAAAAAUGGGAAAUAAAACUAUGUGUGGCGUUGUUCUCUUACCUCUGUAAUUGAUGAGAUUGUUUUGAAUAUAUUUCAGAGCCCCCAAAAAACCGAUAUGCAAGACGCCAGUCUGGUAAGUUACACACGUCGUUAAUUUUAUUCCGUUGUUUAUUUCAGUAUUCAAUCCAUUUCUCAAAUGCCAUGCCAAGUUUUAUUUUCGGGUUGCUCCGUAACGCAUUAAGCGGUUAAUAAGUGAAAUUAGCUCCGUAGGUUUGUGUUCUCUUGAUCUAAUAUCAGUGUAAAAAUUGUGAUGAACUUUGUUAUUUGAUUAUGAAAUAUGAGAUGGAGUACGAGAGAGUUCGUUGGCGCAAAACGCAAUUUACGUUUCAAAUAAGACAUUUCGCGCACAUUUUUAAUCUAUCGCUGUAAUUUUUUUCAGUUUGUGCCGAACCAUUAAACCCUGAUUCGGACGACGAAGGCGAUGAGAACCCGGUUAGUAUCAAAGAGCUAAAUCGAUUAUCAUUUCACGUUUGGUUUUGGCUAAGUCCCUAUUUGUUUGUACAUUGGAUGCAGAGAAAUCUGCAUUAUUUUGCUUAAAUUAAUCCUUCUUUUGUUUAAAGUUAGUUCAGGCGAUUUUAUUUGCAAACAGUUGCUCGCUGGAGAUAACUUAAUUUUAAAUAAAGCCUUCUUUAUCUUCGUACUAAAGCGCAUUUGUCUGAAGUCAAAACACAGAAGCCAUCUUGUGUUUGCAGUAUAUUUGUUUAAAGAGCGUAGCAAAGUAAUUUUGGUCAGUUUCCUGUCCAUGUUUUUUCUUGUAUUGUGCAUCUGUCACCCAGCAUAAUCGUACUGAGAGCUAUUAGCAUGAAAAUUCAAGCAUUAUUUGAAAUGUGAUAUGUUGUCCUAGUGAUAAAAAAAUAUUCAAGUUCAUAAGUGUAUCUUGUAUCAUUGCAAUAUAUGCUAUCUUAAUCUUGUUGCUUAUGGUUGUGCGGAAAAUUUUUUUUAAAUCGAUUUGCACCCAGGGGAAAAAUUGUUCAUAAACAUGAGAGAUAUUUAAGAUAGUGUCCUGCUGGGCUAUAAUUAAAUGCCUGCUACCAUCAGGUGCUUUCCGAAUGAUGCUAAUCGAUAAAGUUAAAUAUUGCUCCUGGGUUAUAUUUUUAAAACCUAGAUUGAAUCUUUUUUUCCUUUGGAGAUUAUAUAAGGUAUUUUAAGCAUAGUUAGAGCCAUGGACAUGCUUGUAUUUUGCGAUUUAUAAAUAUUAGUGGUGUUUUGAGAGUUUUUGUAACUGCUCAAGCUGUAGGUGAGUUAAUUUGCAAAUCUGUCAAACAUCACAAGUGAUCCUUAAUUACAAAAUGCAUGAGCAGUUCAUGCAUUUUUAAGAUUAAACCUUGUGAUAAUAACAAUCUUUUUUGUAAUUUUAAUGAGAAAAUAAAAUUAUGAUUAUGAUUUUAAACUCAUUUUUAAUUUCAUGUCGGUGUCCUGGUUUUUUUUUUGGUGUGUGUGGCAACACCAAGAUUUGAUGAAAAAAAUUGAGAUAAAAGCAAAAAACUUAAAACCAUCUUGGGGUAUAGUGUUAAAAAAUAUCUUAAGUUGUCUUAAAAAAUGAAUACUUUAUGACGUUUGGAUAAUGUUAUUGUUAAGUCAAGAAAUAAUAUGAAGGGUGCAUUUAAAUAUAGAAAGAAAUGACAAUCCUAUAGAGUUAUGAAAACAAUAGUAAAGACUAAAACAAUGAUAAAAUACAUGUGUUAAGGAGGAGAACAAAAUGAUGUAACAACAGAGGGAUAAAUAUGCCCAUAGAAUUUUGAAAUUUCCAUUAUAUGUUUCUUGUCAUUUGACUUACCAUAUGUAAACACAUUUUACAAAAUAUUUUAAUAUAUAGAGGAACUGUCUAUCAUCAAGAUCACAAAGUGAUAUUUAUUUGUCAGCAAAAAUUCUGUUUUUACACAUGGUAAAAUGUUUUUAUCAUAUGACUUACCAUAUGUAAACAUGUUUUACAAAAUAUUUUCAUAUACAAAGGAGCUGUCUAUCAUCAAGAUCACAAAAUAAUAUUUACUAGACAGCAAAAAUUCUUUUUUUUUUUUUUGCAUCAUGGUAAAAUUUUUUUAUCAUGCUGGUCUUGAAAUCAAUCUUACUUUGUUUACAGAUUGUCUAUCCAAAAACUGACGACCAAAGGAAACGUCUAAAUGAUGCAGUCAGGAAUAUUUUACUCUUCAAGAAUGUAGCUCCUGUAAGUUUUUGAUGGUCUGAGUAUGGUUUAUUUGAAGUUAACCUCUCAGUUUGUUUUGUUUUGAUGUUUCUCUUGUACUGUUUAAUUUUAAAAGAGAUUUUUGCCUCUAUAGGGAAAAAAAAGGGGGGAGGAGGGAGGGGGGGUUUGGUGGCAGAACACACUAGUACAAAUUUGACAAAAAAAAGAGAUUGUUAUAAACUUUCAGACAAGAAAAAUAUUAAAAAAUUCACAAUCCAGCAAAAGUAGCCAGGUAAGCACAAAGCUGUAGGAGUGCAGAACUUGCACAACUUUUUCCAGACUGGGUUACCUUAUCCUCUCCUAUCUUACACACAUAAGCUUUCAUUAUUGUUUCUAUGGUAUUUUGUGAGUGGAACUGGAUAGGUCUUGUAAUAAAUUUAAUUAUUCCCAUCUGCUAGUGUUGUAAUUGUCCAGGGUAACUCUUAACUUAACAUUACCCAAACUGUUGUCAUAUCAGUCAAAAACAGCAUGCCCUGUAACUGUUCAGAGAUUAGAUAAGUGAAUGAAUGAAUGAAAAUUAUGAAUUUUUACUUCAAAAUUCAACUAAAUUCAUUGCUUGAUAUUCUGCAAAUCAAAGUCAUCUAGUGAACACAUAACCUGAAAUUUUCCUUAACUCUUUUUCAGGAGCAACUAAAUGAGGUUCUUGAUGCAAUGUUUGAGCGAAAAGUGCAACCAGGAGAUCAUGUUAUAGACCAGGGAGAUGAUGGUGACAAUUUUUAUGUCAUAGACAAGUAGGUGUUGCAUUCUAAAUGCUCAGUUUUUCAUAGAAAAUUGUUGGAGAAAUAUUAGUAUAAUUAACUCUCAUGAGUGACCAAGACAGAAUUUCUCCUUACAGUAUUAAUACAAUAUUGAGCAGAGAUGAGAAUAAAGAAAAAUAUCAGUUAGGGGAUUUUAAUUUGAUCUAAUACCAAAUUCUCCAAACUAACAUCUGAAGAACUGUAUGGCACAUAGUUAGGAGAAUUACUAAUGAGAUCUUGGGAGUUCAAGGGUUCAAUACUACCUUACCUUUCUAUAGUGCUCAUUUUUAUCAAAUUUUAUCGAAAAUACUGAAGAAGUCUUAGUUUGCUAAACCCUAGAUAAACAUUUUGUACGGUAAUGACAAGUAAAAUUUGUUAAACAAUCAGGAUCUUCUUGAAAUGGUGAUCAUUUCUUUUAUUCUCAUGACCUCAAUGUGUGAUUCAAGAAUGAUACUGUGAGGAGAAACUAGAGGCAGUCACUCUUAGGGGUUGAAAGGAUGACUUUUGUUAUUGAUUGUUAGACUCUUAACUCUCGAAGUGCCGCACACAGCCAUGUAAAAUUUAAUGGUCACCAGUGUACUGCCAGAGACCUCAACUAUCCAGUAGCUUUAUGUACUCCUUUUUCUUACCAUUUGUGAUAUAAUUUUAUGUUUAUUUGUGUUUUUAAUUUUAAACAGGGGCAUUUUUGACAUUUAUGUGAAAAUUGAGGGCAAUGAUAAACUGGUAGGAAUUGUUACUUGUAUUUUAGUGUACUUUUGUGAAAUUUUUUAGAAAUUGUGCGCUUCAAAUAAUAAACAGUAAAAUAUCUUUAAUUUACCUAGUUUUUGAAAACACCACCGACCAUUUUACAAAAAGAAAAAAAUGUAGAUGCAGAUUUCUUCCUAGUUAUACAGAGCUACAAUCCUAGCCAAAAUUGAUAGGAAAACACCCCUUUUUCCUCAUUCGCCUCUCAUAUCUCAUAUAAUUUGCAAGUUAAUUUCAUUUUCCUAACACACACACACAAAACCAAAAAAACUUGCCAAAAAUCCCCUCCCCCCCCACCCAUAGCUGCUUUGGGUGUUGAAAUUGAUACCCUAUCCCAAGACCAUUCAAGAGUGGCUGAAUCUAAACAUACAACGUAGAUGGAAUUGCUGUUGAAAAAGGAAUGUUUUGGCCAAGAAUCUAGGCACAAAUCGGCAAUCACACACAGCUGAACCUCUACCAAUAGAUACCUAGUUUUAGUCACAGUUGUACCAUCUUGUUUGUGAACAUUCUGGCCAUUCUCACAGGUGUUGGGGAUCAAUGUCAGUAUCUGAGCACCUACCCCUCCCUUAACCCAACAUUAACUCGAACUUGUUAUCUUUUGAUUGUUGUUGGGUCAGGGAAGGGGUAGGUGCUCAGUUGCUCAGAUACUGACAUUAAACUAAUGUUAGUUUAUAAGCUUUGAUGGUGAUGUGGAACAUUCACUGAAUUGUUGAAUAGUGGCAAUAGGACUGAGUGGAGUCAAAUUUGGUCUAUAAUGUAUGAAUGAGUAACAAAUUUGGAUGACUGCAAAGUAGGAGUUUUAUUUGUUAAAAACAAAUGUGAUUACAGAUAGAAACGGAAGACACAAAGUCCUGUUGCCAAUAGAUCAAAACUAUGCCAAUCACUUAGACAUUUUCAUAAGAAAAACAACAGUUAACUUGGCAGCAUGUGUGACGACAGCUCACACACUUUACAUGUACUGUUCAAUUUCCUAGGCAUGACACUUACACUGUCCAGUCACACUGUCCAAUUUCACUGUUCAAUAGAAAGUGAUGCAUAUACAUUGUGCAAUUAGUGCUCAAAUUAGGCUGGUGAUAACCAACCACACUCCAGAAUUUUGAUAUGUAGUGUUGAUCAACAGGUGGUGAUGCGAGGAGAAUUGCACUAGCAAACUACCCUUAGAAUUUAAUUUUUACUUUAAGAAAAAUAUAGUCUUCAAUGAGGUGUACUUAUUAUUUACUUUAACUGUUGAUAGGUUGGUGCUUACAAUGGAAAGGGAAGUUUUGGCGAACUUGCAUUGAUGUAUAACACACCAAGGUAACUUCAUACAUCAUCACAAACACUACAUAAAAUUUAUCAUCGGCAUCUCUUUGAGUAUUAACCCUUUACAUCCUAAGAUCAGCAUGCAUAUUCUUCAUACUGUUUUCUAUUCAACUCCUAAGGUGCUGACAAAGAGAAUAUGUUUAUCAGUCGAGAGAAUAUUUAGUUGGUGAUCAUUCCCUUCAUUCUCAUAACCUUACUGUGUAAUGCAGGGAUUAUGCUGUUGGGAGAAAUUAUAUGUUAGUCACUCUUGGGGGUUAAAGGAUUCAUUGAAUGUUGAAUAGGGAAGGCAGUGGAAUGAAAGUGGAUGGGUAGAAAUUAAAACCUAUGAUAAUCUGCAUGAUUUUGACGAGGGAGGGCUCAGUAUUCUCUUGGUGACAGUCAGCUGCCAUCUUUGAUUUUUAUGGCACGAAAGGAGUGAGCGACGGUCAAAAGGAAGGAGGGGGGGGAGGGGGAGGCAAUAAAUAUUUUUGCCUUUCCUUGCCACCUCUCCCACGGUCUACUUUAACUCUACAUCAAACAUGGCUGGUUGAAUAAACAAUUGUGAGCUUUUUUUAAAAUGUUAACUCUCCUAAAAAGAUGCCUGCGCUUCAGGCUAUACCAGUGGAGGACUUCUGAUUAUGUGGUUUGACCUGAGGCAUUUGAGAGUGUGAUUGCUCAAUAUUUUGGAGGUGAAAAUUGUGGCUGCCAUCUUUGAUUUUUACAGCAGUAGAAGGCUCAUUAGGGAGAGAAAAAUUUGUGUUUAAGGGGUGAGCAAUGGUGGACAGGAAGGAGAGGGGAGGGGUGGGGCAAUAGGAAAUCCCAAAAGGGAUUGUCAGAGAAAAUAAAACCCUGCGAGGAUCCUAAGAAAGUAAUUUUUGUGGAUGAGUGACAGCAAGGGUGCCCAUUAAACCAUUUUCUCUUUGCAGAGCGGCAACAAUAGUGGCAACUUCAGAAGGAAUUCUCUGGGCUCUGGUAAGAAAACAUGUUUUAUUUCCAUAAAUUUCAGUGUCUGAUUUUAUACUGAUAGCCUUGUAGAAGACUUGAUUGCCAAAACUUUGGGCUAAUGAAGUACUGGUUAUUUAAACAGGACAGAAAUACGUUUAGGAGGAUACUAUUAAAGGCUGCAGCCAAAAAGGUGAGUGCUGUACUAAAUCCAAAUAUCUGUAUAAUUAUGUUCUGAAAUCCUCUUAAUCCUUACACUCCCAAGAUCUAAUUAGUAAUUCUCCUUACUAUCUGCCAUAUAAUUCUCAUGAUGUUAGUUCAGAGAAUUUGGUAUCGGAUCAACUAAUAAUCCAAUAAUUGAUAUUAUUCUCUAUUCUCAUCACCUACCUGCUUGGUAUUGUAUAGAUAUUGUAAGGAGAAAUUCUGUCUUGGUCACUUGUGGGAGUGAAAGAGUUAAAUUCAAGAUGUCAUUCUUUCUUUUUGUUGGAAUUACUGUGAAAGCCAGAAAACCAUGAGUGCUUUGAUUUGAUUCUUAAAAGUCAGCUGUGUAUUUGCUGAUCACUGGCAAUAAAAUCCAGCACAUCUGCAAACCUCAAAACCACAAAAUAGUUGCUAUUGCUAUCUGUAGAUUAGUUUACUUGCUCCUCACUGGUGCAGUAUACAUGUGGACAUAUUACAGGUGUCUGUAGUUUUCAGCAUCUCAGUUUAUAAAAAUAUGACUGUUUCACUACGAUUGGUAUUAAAACCAUUAUUGUCUCAUUAUCACCUUUAUUAGUAGGGGUUUUAAUAAAUUUUACCAUAAGGGGCUGCUGAUGGUGUUCUUGGCGGCUGUGCCCAAAAAGGGGCCACAGGGCAAAACCUUAAUAUGAGAGCCUGUCCACAGGCUUAAAAGACAGUAGUGAGAGGUUUUUCAGGGGGCAGUAGACUGCUAUUAACCAGCUUUCACGGAAACUUCUGUUACAAGUCUUGUUAUUGUUGUAGUUAGUGUUUCAAGACUACUUUAUGAUGUAGGGAACAAUGCUAACAAGAUACCAUUCUCUUGGAGGUAGAGGUUCAGUCACUGUUAAGGGGUGAAUUUUUAAAACUUUCCUCUGCUGAAGUGACUUUAUACAACUGUAAAAGAUCAAUUUGUCACUUGAAUGUUUAACCUAAGUUUUGUUUUCUAUUUUCAGAGGAAAAUACAUGAAAAGUUACUAGAGCAAGUUCCCAUGCUGAAGGAAGUUACGGUAAGAACGUUUCCUCAUCCUCCUCAAUUUGCUUUAAUAGAACUGAUUGCUUAAGUGAGACUCUGUGAAAGAAUAAGAUUUUAAAGUUUCACAUCAAAUUGGAGAUAUUGUUUUCCCUUGUCAGAGACAAGUGUUUAAAAAAUGACUGAAAUUAUUUCAAGGUAAAUACCUCGGAUUUUUCCCAAAUGUCAGAGAAAAUCGAGUGAAAAGGAGUUUGUAGACUUUGUUUUCUAGUUGUCUUAAGCCUUAAAAGAGAUUUGUUGCGUGUAUCUCGAACACUGACUGCAGUUUGGUUUACUACUAAAAUCUUGAACCAGGAGCAUAGUCACUGAAACUGUGGCAGAGGUCUGUUUUGGGGAGAAACUAUCGGGAAAAUCUAAAUGUUCCGAUCAAUGGUACUAAUGAGUUGGUUUUGUGGUAAAUAGCGUUGUAUUUUCAUAAUUUAUCUUCAGGACUAUGAGAUCAUGAAUCUAGCGGAUGCACUUCAGUCCAGGACGUUCAAAGAUGGAGAUUGUGUGAUCCAGCAGGUAAGAGAAUUACAUAUAUUUAACCCAUAACACCCUGACAUCAGUAUGCAUAUUCUCCACACUGUCGUCCAUGUAUUCCUAAGGUACUGAUAAGGAGAAUUUGUAUAACGAUCUAGUGGUUCUUUAACUGGUGAUCGUUUCUCUUGUCCUUGUGACCUUGGUGUGUGUGUUUUAAGGGGUGAUGUUGAAAGGACAAAUUAGAUGCCAGUCUCUUCUAAGUGUAAAAGGGGUGAGGAAAGCUAUCAUGUAGUGAACAUUAUUAUAACCGUUUUUUUUUUCAAGACGACAUUAUUAGUUCGACUUUCAUAUAACUGCCAAUCUUUUCUGUAACUCAAAUCAUUAAAUCCGCUCUCUGUUAUGCACCGCUAGCCCAUAAUAUGCAUCCUUCGUGGGUCGAUUUUAAAAAGCAACCUUUCACAGGAGACUUUAACUGGUAGUCUCUUCUUUGCAGGGAGAUGAAGCAGAUUGUAUGUUCUUCGUAGAGAGCGGAGUAGCAUCUAUCAGGAUACGCAAUCAGGUACAGACUCCACCCUCAUCUGUUUUUCCAUUUUGAUUUGAAACACAAGAUCAUGACUUUUUUCCUGCCAAAAAAAAAAACAAAAACAAUGGAAGUAGGGAAGUUAGUUAGUCUAUUAAAGUAAGUUUGGUAAAGCAAUAAUCCUCGCAGGCCUCGACGGGAUUCAAUCCCGUGCCUCCCAGUUACUACUUUUGAGAUGUGUCCAUUUGUUAUCAGCUUUUGUCAUGGUUCAUGUGGUUUUCUCUUGUUUUCGUUUGUACCCAUUUUCGGCUGUCUUUAUUUUCUCUUACGUCAAAGACCUCUUAACUAUGCAUUUGCCGUAUUUUAGCCAUGACAUGAUGUCCUGUCUAUUUUGCUCCGUAGGAUGAUCCUACAGAAGAAGUGGAACUGACACAGUGUACAAAAGGGGGUUACUUUGGUGAACUGGCGCUUGUUACCCACAAACCACGUGCUGCGUCGGUGUAUGCAGUAGGAGACCUUGUCACUGCGGGUAGGCUGGAAAAUGUUAAUUAAAGCGCUUUUCGUUUAAAUUUUCCUAAAACAACAUUAGUAAAGUGGCCAAUCAGAAUAAAAGGAAGUAUUAUAACAACCCAAUGAGAACUCAAAUCGUGUUAGCUGUCUCAAGCGCGAGAAAACACGAAAAGCCGUGUAACUAUUGACUUGAGUUUGUUGUCAUUGGUGGAAAAGGUGGCACACGGUUUGCGGGCCAAUCACAGCGAAGUAAAACGAAACCAACACAAUCUCGGAUGAUUUUUAACGCUCGAUUGAAGAAUUCUUCGUGUUGCUUAGCGAUAUCUUGGGAAAGACAUUUACGGGAAGUUGCAGAUUACUUCAGUAAGCCCGUCACCAUCAACACUCCUACGAUACGGCCGCCAUCAUCACGGCAGUUAUUAUGUUGUAACUAGCAUUAACAGUAUUUCGAUGAUAAUUUUUGUUUGGAAGGUUUGCGUGAAACUGUUCUUGAGGAUGGGGAAGAAAUUUAAAAAACAGUGUAAGGAAAAAAAUGCACCAAAAGAAAUUCGUGCCAGCAAGAAACAAGCAGACAAAAAAUUCAUCCAUUGACGUUCAAAACCUUUAUUAAGGGAACGAAAAUAUUCGUGCAACAUUUCAUCAACAACAACAGCAACAGCGAAACCCAUGUCUAGAAACAACCAGAAUUUCCGUUUUUUCACCUUUUAAUUUUAUCAGUGCUCCAACCCUAAUUUGAUAAGGAAGUUGAAGAACCCUUCUUGAAGGAGCUAAAAAUAAGACUUCUUGUAAAGAGCUCAAACGUCUUCUUUUUUCUCCUUUUCUUUAGUUCUCGACGUGCACGCUUUUGAAAGGCUUCUUGGCCCUUGUAUGGAUAUUAUGAAGAGAAAUAUCGAUGGUUAUGAAGACCAGCUGAAAAAACUUGGCAUCGGGGGCACAGAACUACGGUGAAGUGCUUUGAAAAAGAUCAUGAUUUUAAAACUGCUCUAGGAUGGCCUUUUUUUAGUAACAUCUACCGUUUCUUUACCACUUCACCUUGUCAACAAUUUGUUUGGAGUUUCCAAGCGGGAAAAUUAUCUCUAUAUCCGAUUUUGUUCCGUUAAGUAUUUAAAAAAUGGUUUAAUCUUAGUUAUCGUGUUGAAAAAGAAGAAGAAAUGAAUUGAAUCAUAAUUUAUUGUUUUAUUGAAUCACUUUGUUACAUGUGAGAUAGAACGCACGAGAUACGUUUAUUACAAUUCUGUUGACUUGGAAUGUAAAUAAAACAUGUUUAUUAAAAAUAGCAGUUUUGAUCGUGUUUCGUACGCACUGGGCUCAGAGAUGUAAUCUUGUGCUUUCUCCUUCCAAGUAACUUUUUCUUGGAGUGUUUUUUGUUGAAAGAUUUUUUCUAAUGAGAAUUUUAACGUUUAAGAGUACAAACUGGGUUUGCGUUCAGUAAAGUGUUUGAGAGCACCUAAUGGGUCGUAGCUCGGAAACGCAACCUGAUAACUAAUUCGGAUCUACAUUUUAGGAGCCGUUGAAUAUGAGGUAAAGAAAAAUUCAUAACAGUGUUAUAGAAACACAUUGUUAAGGUACA
Pocillopora meandrina is the source of this 13530-nucleotide messenger RNA. The record is from the annotation of a GenBank genome assembly. NCBI's taxonomy places the organism in Eukaryota, Metazoa, Cnidaria, Anthozoa, Scleractinia, Pocilloporidae.